AUGCUGUACCUGAACCAAAAAUAUUCAACAAGUGAAAGUCGUUUAGCUGCAUAUGAUGUACUUGUUGAAUUAGUUCGAAAUUGUCGUACAAAUUUAACAAUUAUUGUUGAUCUUAUUAAUCUUCAUCAUAGACCUUUACUUGAAAAACAAACUGAAUGGGAGUUUAUGCCACAAGUUAAUCCUCGUGUACCUUGUGGAUUAGUUGGACUUUAUAAUGGUGGUGCAACAUGUUAUAUGAAUUCAAUUCUUCAACAAUUAUAUUUGUUCGUCGCAUAUUUAAUUUUGCCUUUGCUCUUGUUUUCUAAAAAUUUAAUCUUUCAUUUUGUUCCUGAUGAUGUGACCAGACGGGUCACGAAAGCUUGAGUCUUUUUUUUUCUGUAUGAAAUAAAAAUCAUGAUAUUUGCUGCAGUUAUCUCUUUCUUUUUAAGUUAUCU
This is a messenger RNA of Rotaria sp. Silwood1, 434 nucleotides long. The record is from the annotation of a GenBank genome assembly. NCBI's taxonomy places the organism in Eukaryota, Metazoa, Rotifera, Eurotatoria, Philodinida, Philodinidae.